This is a messenger RNA of Parnassius apollo (apollo), 702 nucleotides long. Lineage: Eukaryota; Metazoa; Arthropoda; Insecta; Lepidoptera; Papilionidae. The record is from the annotation of a GenBank genome assembly.
AUGAGCACAAUAUCAUUGUCACAAAAUGCUGAAGUGCGACCCGCGAAGAGAAAAAACGAAGAUAUCUUAGUAGACCCAAACACGAAUGUUGUGAUAGAGAACGCUAAGAAACCCAAGAUUGAGUUGAACGCUGAAAGGAAGUUCAAAUGUAUCCCUGCAAUAGUUGCUAUGUACCAUGCUAUUUUAAAUAUUGCUUUCGGGGAAAAGAAUGCAAACGAGACAAAAAGUACAAACACUAAUCUCGUACAAAAGAGGAAGGAAACAUCUUUCAAGAUACACUAUUUGGCUAAAGACUAUACUUUAACAAAUGAUACAAUACAUGAGACUUGGAAAGGCAUCCUUACCAAUCUUGGUCUUGAAUACAAAGAUUUUCAAGAAGGUGGUGAAGCAAACUGGUAUGGUACGAUGGGGCCGUAUCUGGAUAUGUUCUCCUCUUAUGUUUUACGCUACAAUGAACUCCGAUUGGGUCAUGACACUAUGCCCAUCACCAAGGUAGAUGGUGUACACAAAAGCUUUCCGGUUACCAAAUACCGUCUAUCUGGGGCGCACGACGUAUUGUUGGAAGGUUCGACAUUCCCACCGGAAAGACGCUCAUCAAUCAUACAGAGCUUGGGGCCGAUGACAGCAUGGAUAUGCAUGAUCCGAUCGGAGGGGAAGUAUGCAGCCGCAGUUAGAGAGCAACGGCCCAUGUGCCCUGCAUAG